UUGUUGUUUACGCGUUCUGUAGUUGAAUUUUGGGUCGCCGAAACCCUAAACCUAGGGCUCUGAAAAUCAGUAGAAAUCAUUUUAUUAAAUCAUUAAUUUGCGCGGGUCUUGUAGAUCUCAAGUCAUAUUCCUAUUAUUAUAAUUUUUUUCAAUCAAUUACUGGUUUUUUUCCCUUUUCGGGAAAUCUUCGAUUCGAUCUUGAAGAUAUGUCUCGGUGCUUUCCUUACCCACCACCAGGGUACUCACUGAGCAGAGCCAGCAAUGAGGCCUUGAUCGAAUCGAUUAAGCUCCAAAAUGAGAGGGAGAAGUCAAACAAAGAAAGGAAGAAGGAAAAGAGAAGGGAGAAGGAAGAGAAAAGGAAAGAGAGAGAGAAAAAGAAAGAGAAGACAAAUCAGAACUCUGGUAAGUCUCAUAAUGUUGACAAUGUUCGUGUUGAAGAAAACAUUUGGGUGGAUUCUAGAGGCAAGCUUCUUCAAAAGGGAAGAAAAGCUGAAAUUGAACAGUUGGAAAGAAGCAGUCUCACUGAAGAGCACGAGCAACCUCUCUGUUCUCGCAUUCCCAGCUCUUCUUUUGAAAGCACAGAGAACAGCAACAAGAGGAAGAGGCAUACCUCAUCUAUAGAUGGUAGCAACAGUCUUGGUAACAUUAUCAAGAUCCGAUUGCCAUCAAAGAAGAAGAAAGAACCUGAUACUUCAUUUGAUAACCCACAGCUUUGCUCUACAUCCGGAAGGAUGGAUUUUCCUGCACAACAGAAAGAUGAAAUUGCUCUCAGAGCUAGUCAAGGAACAGUUUGCCCCUCUUCACAGGGAGCCCAUAACCUUGUUCAAGGAUUUCCAACUAGAACUGAUCAAGAGCUAAUUUUUUCAGCUUCUAGGCAGAUGGAGGUUGCUGCUCAAGGCAAACUGGGAACUUCAUCUGGCGCCAAUACAGUGUUGACUCCAAUGCAGAGAUUGGAAUUACAGUAUAAGGACUUAGUUGAAAAUUGGGUUCCUCCUGAAUUACAUGCUUUGGUGAAUUAUCCGGAUGAUCAAGAAUGGCUCUCCCAGAGCAAGGAUAAUGAUGUGCGUUCAGAGAAAAGAUUCAGAUCCAGCGGUGAUGCUGUACCCUGUUCUAGCAGCUUGUCAUUGUGGCCUCAAUCAAGAUACUUGCCUGAUGCUGAUAUUUAUGCAUUGCCUUUUACGGUCCCAUUUUGAGGUCACACAAGUCGAGUGAUGGCUAAUUGCUGUUGAGGACAGGUUGGAAUGGGCUUGGAAGAUUAUGGUGGCAAGUAUGCCACCUUUAUGGCAGCAUCUACUCCUGCAUUGUACUGUACUGCUGCUUCAGAGGCUAUAUAGGAGCAGACAGUAUAUGUAUUAUAUGAAGAUGUUAGUGUAAUGAUUUGUGUAUAAGAGCGGAUAUUUUUCAUCUGGAACAGGGCAACAGGCUCCCUCCCUUUCAGUCGUUCGCAUAUCAAGAGUCUUUUUGUUAAUGCUAUAUUACAUGUAAUAAUAUUCUUUCAAUGGCAUUGGGAGUUCUUUUCAAAUCUAUACAGGUGCUAUGAAA
Olea europaea var. sylvestris is the source of this 1542-nucleotide messenger RNA. Its product is annotated as eukaryotic translation initiation factor 5B-like. Bases 207 to 1193 code for a protein of 328 amino acids. The transcript has 3 exons. The record is from RefSeq and is a predicted model, not a curated record. NCBI's taxonomy places the organism in Eukaryota, Viridiplantae, Streptophyta, Magnoliopsida, Lamiales, Oleaceae.